Messenger RNA from Melopsittacus undulatus (budgerigar), 725 nucleotides. It is a transcript of the gene MRPL35, whose product is annotated as mitochondrial ribosomal protein L35. Gene Ontology annotation, biological process: translation. NCBI's taxonomy places the organism in Eukaryota, Metazoa, Chordata, Aves, Psittaciformes, Psittaculidae. Gene Ontology annotation, molecular function: structural constituent of ribosome. The transcript has 4 exons. The record is from RefSeq and is a predicted model, not a curated record. Gene Ontology annotation, cellular component: mitochondrion; ribosome. The coding region runs from base 24 to 578 and encodes 184 amino acids.
AUGUCGCUGCCGUAGCGGGGGACAUGGCGGUGGCGGCGGCGGCGUGGUGGGCAGUGACGGGGAUCCUGGGGCGCUGGGCACCCCUGGCCGCCCGUAGCACUGGCCUCGCCGCCCGCAGUACCGGUCUCGCCGCCCGCUGUGGCGUCAGGCAGUUGUGGGCACCGGCGGCGGCCCCGCUGAGGAGACCGCAGCCGCCGCUGUGGGGAAGCGUGCCUGGGGGAGGCACCGCCUCGGUGCUCAGCAGCGUCACAUCUCUACUUCCAAGUAUCCUGCACCAGCCAGCCAGGACUGUCACCUACUAUAGCAGAAAGCGUGGAAAGAGGAAGACAGUGAAAGCUGUCAUUGCUCGGUUUCUCCGGCUGCACAAUGGCCUUUGGGUUAGGAGACAGGCUGGUUAUAAGAAGAAACUGUGGAAGAAGUCAGCUUCCCAAAAGAAGCGUUUGAGAGAGUUCAUGUUGUGCACAAAAACACAGUGUAAACUCCUCGAUAAAAUGACCACUUCCUUCUGGAAAAGAAGGAAUUGGUAUGUGGAUGAUCCCUACCAGAAGUAUCAUGACCGCACGAAUCUUCGUUUGUAGGAGUCUUGGAUUCACUUUUGCAUCUCUUUAGGAAAGAGGUAGUGAUGCCUGUGGUAUGGUCUUAAUUUCUGACAUAUGCAUGUCACCUCAUCAGAACUGUGGGUAUGAACACCCCAAAUAAAGGAAUAUUCAGGAUUUAUCUUCCAA